CUGGAAUUGCAGGUCGUUUAUGGACCAAAAUGGUUGGAUCAAAAUUUAAAAAAGCUGAUUUAGAAAUAUUAAAAACUCAAUUACAUAAAUAUGCUUGCAAUGAAGAACCUUAUAAUGGAUCUUAUAUGUCAACUAUUGAUAGCCCAACUCGAUGGUGGAAAAUUAUUGGUAAUGGUACUAAAGAUAAAUUAGGCGCUCUUUCUUCUUUAGCAGUUAAAUUAUUUUCAGUAUGUCCUCAUGCAGCAAGUUGUGAGCGAGAUUGUCGUACCAGGCUAGGAACAAAAAAUUUAGAGUCAAUAGUGAAAAUAAGCUCUUAUUUAAUAUCAAAUGCAAAAAAAGAAUUACACUAUUAUGGGUUGGAAUUGACAAAAGAAAAAAUACAAACUGUUUUUCAAGAUAUUGCUUUGUUUUCUGAAGAUGAUGAGGAAGAAAAUUUUAAUGAUUUGGAUGAGUCUGAGGAUUUCAUUGACUCUGAAGUUGAAGAUCAAAACUUGGAAAUAGAAAAUUUAAUUACAUUAAAUAUUAUUGA
Molecule: messenger RNA, 529 nt
Organism: Dentiscutata erythropus
Lineage: Eukaryota; Fungi; Glomeromycota; Glomeromycetes; Diversisporales; Gigasporaceae
Source: the annotation of a GenBank genome assembly